AUGACGCUUGAAAGCCGAGCACUUGCUCAAUUCGACAGACUUGUCAACCAGAAAGAGCUUUUGUGGGCCGAGGCACCUCCUCGACAUGUUCCUGCCAAGCCCUUCAGCUUGCAAAUGCGGAUAACAGAGUCUCUCAAGAAGAAGCCCUGGACUUCGCGACAGAAAAAAGUCGACAACGCUUUCGCCGAUGAAGAUCCUGAUUUCAAUUUAGGCCAGAUUGGUCCAGGCCAUAGGCUUAUUUUGAACAAAUUCUCUGUGGUUCGUCCACAGUUUGUGCUUCCGACAAUCCAGUUCGAGUCUCAAAAUGAGCCUCUCACCGCCGCUGACCUUGGCGCCGCAUGGGAAGUAUUGUCAAGUCUCGAAAGUGAGUACAUGAUAAUCUUCAACUGUGGUGCGGAUGCUGGCGCGUCGGUUGGCCACAAGCACUUGCAGGUGCUUCCCUGCCCGGAUCCGAAGGAGCACACGCUCUUCCCUGAAACCAGCUUGUUGAACGAAGGAAUCUCGGAAGUACUUGAAGUUCCUUACCGGCAUGCAAUCCAGAAGCUGCCCGAGAAUGUGACCACCGAAGCACUCUCCAAAGUUUAUCAGCAUCUCUUUGAGUAUUUUUCACUCCAGCAGGGAUCUCCUCAUAAUUUCGUCUGUACUAGGCGAUGGAUGAUGAUUAUCCCUCGAACAAAGGCUCGUGUGGGAGAGCUGUCGGCGAACGCGGCUGGUAUGCUUGGAAUGGUCUGGGUGACAUCCGAAGAGGAUUACAAACUUUGGACGGCUCAGGAUCCGAUGCUGCUUCUGAAAGAGUUUGGGGUGGCUCGUGAGAGUGUUUAG
This is a messenger RNA of Lasiodiplodia theobromae, 822 nucleotides long. RefSeq lists its product as uncharacterized. The transcript has 3 exons. Gene Ontology annotation, molecular function: ATP binding; ATP:ADP adenylyltransferase activity. The record is from RefSeq and is a predicted model, not a curated record. Gene Ontology annotation, biological process: nucleotide metabolic process. NCBI's taxonomy places the organism in Eukaryota, Fungi, Ascomycota, Dothideomycetes, Botryosphaeriales, Botryosphaeriaceae. Bases 1 to 822 code for a protein of 273 amino acids.